AUGAUCGCCGGAAAUCGCGGCCUGGAACAGCAACAGAAGGAGGAGGCAGCGGCGGAGGCGGAGGCGGCGGCGGAGGAGGAGGAGGAGGAGGAGGAGGAGGAGGAGGAGGAGGAGGAGGAGGAGGAGGAGGAGGAGGAGGAGGAGGAGGAGGAGGAGGAGGAGGGGGAGGAGGAGGGGGAGGAGGAGGAGGAGGAGGAGGAGGGGGAGGAGGAAAGAAAGGAAGAGGAGGAGAGAAAGGAAGAGGAGGAGGGAGUGCGGCACGUCAUACAGCUACAGCGCGUAGCACAGGCCAUGAUGGCCCCUGCGGAGGUCGCAGCAGCCGUGGGAGAACUCUCCGCGCUCUCCCUCUCCCGCCAAAGCACCCUCCUCACCUCCCGCAUCUCCGCCUGCCGCCGCGCCCUCAUACACUCCCGAUCUGCCCUCGCGGGUAGAGAUCUCGGUCAAGGGUUUCAAGGCACCAGGCUGGCCGAACGGCUGCUAGCCACGCCUUGGGAUGAUAACAGCAGCAUCGGGGGGUUAACUGGCAGUGCUUCUGGUGCGGCUGGUGCUGCUUUUCCCAGAUCUAAGACCAUGGGAACAGGCAUGGUGGGACACGGGGAGGGGAUGAAGGGAGAGAGAGAGGAGGAGGUGCCCAGAAGAGUGGGUAUGCUGGGUAGGGUGAGUGGCGCUGGUGCUGGGGGAGAGGAUGAUGCAGAGUUAGGAGGAGACGGGUUGGGAAGCGGAGAGGAUGGGAAUUGCGAGAAUGGUACGGAUCCAACGGUUGAAGAUUCUGAUGAUUUCUCAUCACUCUCUCUUCUACCUCCGCUACCCCUUACAUCAUGUGAAAACCUCACACAGGGAAGGCCUCACUUUAAAAGCACCUCAGCUUCUCAGGUGGUGUCCCAAAAGCAAAAGCCGCCACUGCCGCCAAGUGAAUCAGCAACACAAGGAGCGUCUCUCUCUAGAAGCAGCUCUAACCGGGGCAGGGAAAGCGCAGUGAGUUGCACAGCAGGAGAAGCUGCUGUGCACGCAUGUACAGCAGCAUGCCAAGCAGCAGAAGGGGAGGGGCCAAGCUGUCAGGGGGACGGCCACGUGGGUCAUGGGGGUGGGUUGUGUGGAAACGCGAGUGGACCCAGCAGUGGCCACGUCAGCAGGAGUCAGCAGCUGCGCACGCUGACGCUGCAGCGAAUCGCGUCGUUCCGGAGUGCCAGCCUGGCGAGAGGCACGCAGGGGGCGGGAGGCGGAGGAGGGGAGUCCGAGGAGAAGGAGGGGACGGAUGCGAAGGGGGAUGAACUGACAGAUGCUCGUGACUGCAGUGGUGGUGGUGCUGGUGCUGCUGGUGCUGGUGCUGCUGCUGCUGCUGCUGGUGGUGAUGGCGGUGGUGGUUGCGAUGGGGACGUUAAAAAGCGGCCUCCCCCAUUAAAGCUGGAAGAGCUGAUGGGAGUCACAGGGGAGGAAGAGGAUGCGGAGGAGGAGCAAGAGGAGGAGGAGGAAGAUUGGGAGGAGGAGGAAGGGGAAGGGAAAAUUCGCGGUGGUGGUAUUGGUGAUUCGUAUACCCGUGGUUCUGCUAUUUCUGGUGCAGCUGCCGCUGUUGCUGCUGUCGACGCCACUGCUGGCACAGGCAGGGAAGAAGAAGGAGGAGGAGGAGGAGGAGGAGGAGGAGGAGGAGGAGGAGGAGGAGGAGGAGGAGGAGGAGGAGGAGGAGGAGGAGGAGGAGGAGUUGACUCUAGACCCGACCUUUUGCCUGGUGCUGCUGCUGCUCCUGUUGCUCCCCGUCGUGGUGCUCUCCUGCAUGCCUCUACCUUUUGGCAUCGCAGCAGCAACUCUUCAUCGCCCUCUCGCGCCCGCCCGGGGAAGCACAACAGGUCGUCCUCUCACUCGCUCUCACACUCCCCCUCACGAGCCCGCACCGUGCACGGCAGCAGCAGCAGCAGCAGCAGCAGCAAGGGUGACGCUAAGGCGUCUCAGGCAUCCUCUGCUGCUGCUGCCCUGGCAAAGCUUGCAGUUCUGGCAGUGGCAGGUCACAGAAUCGCAGGAAAGCUGGGAGUUAGAGGCUUGGGCGGGGCAGGAAGCAGCAGGGCGAGUGGGUCUGCGGGGACGAAUGGAACCGUGAUUCCUGGUGUGGGUUGUUGUUCCGGUCUUCCGUUGGUGCCUCGGGCGUUUGCCUAUGCAGAGCUAGCACUUGCAACUGAUGGGUUUGCCAAGCGAAAUAUGAUUGGGUGCGGGGGGUUUGCACGCGUGUACAAGGGGAGGUUACUAGAGGGGAAGAAGGUGGCUAUAAAGGUUAUGAGGAAGAGUAGUAAGAGCGGUGAGGCUGAGUUUAAAGGGGAAAUGAGUGCGUUGACUCAUGUGAAUCACCCUAGGAUUGUCCAGCUGCUUGGGUUUUGCAUAGAGAGGAAUAUGAGGAUGUUGGUUUAUCCGUUGCUGAGUAGAGGGAGUUUGGAAGGGUAUUUAAAGGCGAUAAGGGAAGGGGGGAUGAGGGCGAGAAACGAAAGGGGAAGAAGACAAAGAGCAAAGGAGGAGGGGGAGGAGGAGGAGGAGGAGGAGGAGGCAGCGAGUGGGUUAUCUUGGGCGAGGAGAGUGCAGAUCGCAGCAGGGUUGUGUGAGGCAGUGCAUUACCUGCACCACGGCAUGGGACGCACACUGCUGCACCGAGACCUCAAAGCCGCCAACGUGCUGCUCGAUAGCAACUGGCAGCCCAUGCUCGCGGAUUUCGGGCUGGCACUGUUUCUCGAGGAGGGAGGCGAGCAGGGCGAGGUGGAGGAGGUGCAGGGCACGCUGGGGUACAUGGCGCCCGAGUACUUCAUGUUCGGCGACAUGGGGCCCUCCUCCGACGCCUAUAGCCUCGGGAUUGUCCUCCUUGAGAUCAUCACCGGGCGCCGCGCCAUUGAGAUGGAUCCUCCCCCAGAUGAGGACAACAACCUCGUCGUCUGGAUGGACCCUCCCCCGGAUGAGGACAACAACCUCGUCGUCUGGGCACUCCCGAAGCUCAAGAGCAUGCAGGUGGAGGCAAUAGUGGACCCGUGCCUGCGGGGCCGCUACGACCGCGCGUCACUCUGGCGCACCGCUGCGGCUGCCAUCAUGUGCCUCCGAGAGGACCCCGCCUUCCGUCCCCCUUUUAACCUCCCAACCCCAAUCUAA
Messenger RNA from Closterium sp. Yama58-4, 3120 nucleotides. The record is from the annotation of a GenBank genome assembly. NCBI's taxonomy places the organism in Eukaryota, Viridiplantae, Streptophyta, Zygnematophyceae, Desmidiales, Closteriaceae.